This is a messenger RNA of Thlaspi arvense, 3402 nucleotides long. NCBI's taxonomy places the organism in Eukaryota, Viridiplantae, Streptophyta, Magnoliopsida, Brassicales, Brassicaceae. The record is from the annotation of a GenBank genome assembly.
GGGAGAUGAGGUCAGCAAAAUCCCAAAAGAAAAGUUAGAUUUUGUCACUACACGUCGUUGACAAAAUCCGCCGGAGCAAGUGGAUAAACUCGCCGACGACUAAAGUUCACGGCAGCUAAUCCCUCCGGCACUUUUAAAUGAUGGUAGAGAGAGAGGAGAGGGUUGGUUUCAGGCAUCUCUCGAAUAAGGUGAGAGAGAGUACUUGGCAGUAAUGGAGAAAGGAGCAAGAGAAUUUAAAACCCAUAACCUCUCUCUCUUCUACCUCUGUCAAACGCCAUUAAAAACCCAUCAGUAUCAGUUACGCAAUUUCUCUUGAGAGACAGGUAAGGAGAGAGAGAGAGAGAGAGAGAGAGAGAGAGAGAGAGAUUUUGGAAUCUGUAAUGAAUGUCAAAGGAGUGAAAGGUGGGAGAGAUGAAAGCACUAAUGGCGGCUUAUGAUAGGCUCGAGAUGUAAGGCCGAGAGAUCAAUUACUCUCUCUCUCUCUCUCUCUCUCUCUCUUCACUUGCUUCUGUAGAGCGAGAAGAGACAUAAUUACGGCUUCGAAAUUGAUUUGAAUUUUGGGGGUUUUAUUGGGUACUGCGUUAGAGAAAACCUGGAAAUUAUCGUCUACCAAAUCCAGCCUUUUCUCCUCCCUCCCAAUAUCUUUUUCUCAGAUUCUCUACCGUUUCAUUUCUUCUCUUCUUUUUAUCCUCCUCUCUCUCUCUCUCUCUCACACACACACACACACACACACACUCACACAAAGUUAUGCUCUUAGAGAUCUUUUGAUUUCUUUUUUGUUGCGGUUCAAAGUUGGUAGCUUUUUCCUCUGGGUUGUGUUAAUGGCGACUGUUGUUGUGUGAUGGUCCAGACUCCAGAGUUAGCAAGUUUACUGAUUUCGUUAAAAGAGUAGCAGGAAAAGACUUUUGUUACUGUUUCUUCGUCCGCAUAUUACUUACUUUGAAUAAAAGAUGGAGUUUCUCGGCGACAGCCAAAACCACGACAGCUCUGAAACGGACAAGAAGAAGAAGAAGAAGCGAUUUCACCGCCACACACCUCACCAGAUCCAACGCCUCGAAUCAACUUUCAAUGAGUGUCAACAUCCUGAUGAGAAACAGAGGUUGCAACUUAGCAGAGAACUGGGUUUAGCUCCAAGACAGAUCAAGUUUUGGUUUCAGAACAGAAGAACACAAAAGAAGGCACAACACGAGAGAGCUGAUAAUUGUGCACUCAAGGAAGAGAAUGAUAAGAUUCGUUGCGAAAACAUUGCCAUUAGAGAAGCUAUCAAACACGCCAUUUGCCCCAACUGUGGUGAAACUCCUGUUAAUGAAGACUCUUACUUUGAUGAACAGAAGCUUCGGAUCGAAAAUGCACACCUAAGAGAAGAGCUUGAAAGGGUUUCAAGCAUUACAGCUAAAUUCAUGGGGAGACCUCUUUCUCAUCUCCCACCAUUACUAAAUCCGAUGCACAUCCCGCCACUAGAGUUAUUCCACAGUGGUCCUUCGCUUGAUUUUGAUCUUCUUCCAGGAAGUUGUUCUUCAAUGGCUGUUCCUAACUUACCACCUCAAUCAAACCUGUCUUUAUCAGACAUGGAUAAGUCUCUCAUGACCAACAUUGCAGUGACCGCUAUGGAAGAAUUGCUUAGGCUUGCACAAACAAAUGAGCCUCUGUGGAUCAAAACCGAUGGAUGCAGAGACGUUCUCAAUCUCGAUAGCUAUGAGAAUAUAUUCCCAAGAUCAAGUAGCCGUGGAGGAAAGAACCAUAACCUUCGAAAGGAAGCAUCUAGAUCUUCUGGCGUUGUUUUCACUAAUGCUGUGACACUUGUGGACAUGCUCAUGGACUCUGUCAAAUCUGCAGAGCUUUUUCCCUCAAUUGUUGCAUCAUCCAAAACCCUUGCAGUGAUUUCAUCCGGAUUCCGCGGAAGCCGUGGAGAUGCAUUGCAUUUGAUGCUUGAAGAGCUUCAAGUGCUUUCACCAUUGGUACCGACACGUGAGUUCUGCGUGCUAAGAUACUGUCAGCAAAUCGAACAUGGAACAUGGGCAAUUGUAAAUGUCUCCUAUGAGUUACCUCAGUUUAUAUCUCAUUCUCGGUCAUAUCGAUUUCCUUCUGGUUGCUUGAUUCAAGAAAUGUCCAAUGGCUAUUCCAAGGUCACUUGGGUUGAACAUGUUGAUAUCGAGGAGCAAGAACCGGUUCAUGAGAUGUUUAAAGACAAUGUCCGUGAUGGAUUAGCUUUUGGAGCUGAACGUUGGAUCGCUACUCUCCAAAGAAUGUGCGAGAGGUUCGCGACUCUACUGGAACCCGCAACAUCAUCCCGUGAUCUCAAAGGAGUGGUUCCAUCGCCGGAAGGGAAGAGAAGUAUAAUGAGACUUGCUCAAAGAAUGGUAAGCAACUUCUGCUUGAGCGUUGGCACAUCGAACAACACUCGAUCAACGGUUGUUUCGGGAUUGGACGAAUUCGGAACCCGCGUGACCUCGUAUAAGAGCCAGCAUGAACCAAAUGGGAUGGUUCUAUGUGCAGCCACCAGUUUCUGGCUCCCAGUUUCUCCACAGAACGUCUUCAAUUUCCUCAAAGAUGAAAGAACUCGGCCACAGUGGGACGUUCUUUCGAAUGGAAACUCGGUUCAAGAAGUUGCUCAUAUCGGAAACGGUUCACACACUGGAAACUGCGUUUCAGUUCUUCGCGGAUUUGAUGAAUCUUCAUCACAAAACAACAUGCUGAUUCUACAAGAAAGCUGCGUAGACUCAUCAGGCUCGCUUGUUGUGUACACUCCAGUGGAUCUACCAGCACUGAACAUGGCAAUGAGCGGUCAAGACACAUCUUAUAUUCCCAUUUUACCCUCUGGGUUCGCCGUGUUACCAGACGGGACCAGGAAUAAGCAAACCACAGAGCAAAAAGUUGAAGGAGGAGGAGGUUCAUUGAUAACGGUUGGGUUUCAGAUAAUGGUGAGUAGUUUGCAGUCAGCGAAAUUGAAUAUGGAGUCGAUGGAAACAGUUAAUAAUCUCAUCAGCACCACUGUCCACCAAAUUAAAACCACUUUGAACUGUCCUUCAACUGCUUGAGGACGCCAUUAAAAGCUCAUUUCCCCAUCUGAUUUCUGAGGAGCUCUUCAAUGAUCAGACAAGUGAAAAGUUAUUAAGUAGUACUUCUUUUUGCCUUCAAUGCCUGCAAAGAAUCAUUAUUCUUCUAGGUUUCUGUCUCCUCUAUUCGCUUUCUUGUUCUUCUUUUUUUUCAAGUUGGUUUUUUUUUUUUUUUUUUCAAGAGGAAACAUUUUGUGGGAGUCAAGAACGCACCAUGCACAAAUGCUCUUCAUGUAUGGUUCGGGCAUUGACUUCUGUUUUGUUUCUUUGUUUGUUUAUUUUGUCUAAUUACAAUUGUUUAAGUUACUUCUUUCUUGGCUAAAUUUCUUCAAUAUUUCGUCUAUCC